Molecule: messenger RNA, 2583 nt
Organism: Pipistrellus nathusii (Nathusius's pipistrelle)
Lineage: Eukaryota; Metazoa; Chordata; Mammalia; Chiroptera; Vespertilionidae
Source: the annotation of a GenBank genome assembly
AUGGCCUCCAAGAAGGCGGGCUCGCGGCUGGAGACGGAGAUCGAACGCUGCCGCUCCGAGUGCCAGUGGGAGCGGAUCCCCGAGCUCGUCAAGCAGCUGUCCGCCAAGCUCAUCGCCAACGAUGACAUGGCGGAGCUCCUCCUUGGGGAGUCAAAGCUGGAGCAGUACCUGAAGGAGCACUCCCUGCGGCAGGGGGCCAGCCCCCGCGGCCCCUGGCCCCAGCUGACCGAGGUCCGCAAGCACCUGACCGCCGCCCUGGACCGCGGGAACCUCAAGUCAGAGCUGCUGCAAGAAUCCAACCUGAUCAUGGCCAAGCUGAACUACGUGGAAGGAGAUUACAAGGAAGCGCUCAACAUCUACGCGCGGGUGGGCCUCGACGACCUGCCGCUGACGGCCGUCCCGCCCUACAGGCUGCGGGUGCUGGCGGAAGCCUACGCCACCAAAGGACUUUGUCUAGAGAAGUUGCCUGUUUCCUCUUCUACCAGUAACCUCCACGCGGACCGCGAGCAGGAGGUCAUCACCUGCUAUGAGAAAGCGGGGGACAUCGCGCUGCUGUACCUCCAAGAGAUAGAAAGGGUAAUACUUACUAAUAUCCAAAACAGAAGCCCUAAGCCUGGCCCUGCUCCCCACGAUCAAGAACUAGGUUUUUUCCUAGAAACAGGACUUCAGAGAGCCCAUGUCCUCUAUUUCAAAAAUGGGAACUUGACCAGAGGAGUGGGGAGGUUCAGAGAGAUCCUCCGAGCGGUGGAGACGAGAACAACUCAGAACCUGCGAAUGACAAUAGCCAGGCAGCUGGCAGAGAUCUUGUUGCGGGGUAUGUGCGAGCAGAGCUACUGGAACCCUCUGGAGGACCCGCCGUGCCAGUCGCCUCUGGACGACCCUCUCCGGAAAGGAGCCAACACCAAAACCUACACCCUCAGUCGGAAAGCCCGCGUCUACUCAGGAGAGAACAUUUUUUGCCCUCAAGAAAAUACAGAAGAAGCCCUGUUGUUAUUGCUGAUUAGUGAAUCUAUGGCCAACCGGGACGCCGUGCUGAGCAGGAUCCCCGAGCACAGGAGCGACCGCCUCAUCAGCCUGCAGAGCGCCUCGGUGGUCUACGACCUGCUGACCAUCGCUCUGGGGAGAAGAGGCCAGUUUGAGAUGCUGUCGGAGUGCUUAGAGAGAGCCAUGAAGUUCGCCUUCGAGGAGUUCCACCUCUGGUACCAGUUCGCUCUGUCGCUCAUGGCGGCCGGAAAAUCCGCCCGGGCCGUGAAGGUGCUGAAGGAGUGCAUCCGGCUGAAGCCCGAUGACGCCACCAUCCCGCUGCUGGCCGCCAAGCUGUGCAUGGGCUCCCUGCACUGGUUGGAAGAGGCUGAGAAGUUUGCCAAAAUCGUCGUUGAUGCGGGAGAGAAAACAUCCGAGUUCAAGGCCAAAGGCUACUUAGCUCUGGGGCUCACGUACAGCCUGCAGGCCACUGACGCUUCGCUGCGAGGGACGCAGGAGGUCCUGCAGAGAAAGGCGCUGCUCGCGUUUCAGAGGGCCCACAGCCUGUCGCCUACGGAUCACCAAGCAGCUUUCUACCUCGCUCUGCAGCUCGCCAUCUCCAGACAGAUACCGGAGGCUCUGGGGUAUGUCCGUCAGGCUCUUCAGCUUCAAGGCGAUGAUGUUAACUCGCUGCACCUGCUCGCCCUCCUGCUGUCGGCACAGAAGCAUUCCCACGACGCGCUGAGCAUCGUGGACAUGGCCCUGAGCGAGUACCCCGAGAACUUUCUACUGCUGUUCUCCAAAGUGAAGCUGGAGUCCCUGUGCCGGGGCCCGGAUGAGGCGCUGCUCACCUGCAAGCACAUGCUACAGAUAUGGAAAUCCUGCUACAACCUGACCAACCCCAGUGACUCGGGACGAGGGAGCAGCCUCUUGGACAGAACCAUUGCAGACAGGCGGCAGCUCAACACAAUCACCUUGCCAGACUUCAGCGACCCGGAGACAGGCAACUCUCCAGAAGUAUACUUUCAUGGUUUUCCCUCCCUUUUUUCAGUUAGCUCUAUCCACGCCACGUCCGUGGCCGCCUCCCGCGUGGAGCAGGCGCUGUCCGAGGUGGCCUCGUCUCUGCAGAGCAGCACCCCCAAGCAGGGCCCGCUGCACCCCUGGAUGACCCUGGCACAGAUCUGGCUCCACGCAGCCGAAGUCUACAUUGGCAUUGGGAAGCCUGCGGAAGCCACGGCCUGCACCCAGGAAGCCGCCAACCUCUUCCCCAUGUCCCACAACGUCCUGUACAUGCGAGGCCAGGUGGCCGAGCUCCGCGGAAACAUCGACGAGGCCCGGCGGUGGUACGAGGAGGCCCUGUCCAUCAGCCCCACCCACGUGAAGAGCAUGCAGCGGCUGGCCCUGAUCCUUCACCAGCUGCGUCGCUACAGCCUGGCCGAGAAGAUUCUCCGGGACGCGGUGCAGGUGAACUCCACGGCCCACGAGGUCUGGAACGGGCUGGGCGAGGUCCUCCAGGCUCAGGGCAACGACACAGCCGCCACCGAGUGCUUCCUGAUGGCCCUGGAGCUGGAGGCCAGCAGCCCCGCCGUGCCCUUCACCAUCAUCCCCCGGGUGCUCUGA